Molecule: messenger RNA, 1104 nt
Organism: Lachancea fermentati
Lineage: Eukaryota; Fungi; Ascomycota; Saccharomycetes; Saccharomycetales; Saccharomycetaceae
Source: the annotation of a GenBank genome assembly
AUGAGCGAUCAACCUAUGUUCAGACCAGAGUCCACCUCGGAACAAGCCGAAGACGUCAGAAUUUUGGGCUACGACCCAUUAGUGUCACCAGCAUUACUACAGGCCCAAAUUCCUGCCACCCAAGAGUGUCUUGCAACCGUCCAGCGCGGUAGAAAAGAGGCCAGCAACAUUAUCACCGGUCAAGACGACCGUGUGCUUGUCGUUGUCGGCCCUUGUUCGAUCCACGACCUUAACGCUGCUCAGGAAUACGCCAAUCGCCUCAAGCAGCUAGCAGAUGAGCUACAAGGCGAUCUUUGCAUCAUCAUGAGAGCUUACCUCGAAAAGCCAAGAACUACCGUUGGCUGGAAAGGUCUAAUUAACGACCCAGACGUCAACAACACUUUCAACAUCAACAAGGGUCUACAGUCCUCGAGACAACUCUUCGUCAACCUAACCAGCGCUGGUGUUCCUAUCGGUUCUGAGAUGCUUGACACCAUCUCUCCACAAUACCUCGCCGAUCUUUUGUCCUUUGGUGCCAUCGGUGCCAGAACCACCGAGUCCCAACUACAUAGAGAAUUGGCUUCAGGUUUGUCCUUCCCUAUCGGUUUCAAGAACGGUACUGACGGUACUCUAGAUGUCGCCAUCGACGCCGUGCAGGCCGCUUCUCACUCUCACCACUUCAUGGGUGUCACCAAGCACGGUGUCGCCGCCAUUACUACCACCAAGGGUAACGAACACUGUUUCGUCAUCUUGAGAGGUGGUAAGAAGGGUACAAACUACGACGCUAAGUCCGUUGCCGAGGCCAAGGCCAAGUUGCCUGCCAACAUCGGCCUCAUGGUUGAUUUCUCCCACGGUAACUCCAAUAAGGACUACAGAAACCAGCCAAAGGUCAACGAUGUCGUGUGCGAACAACUUGCUAACGGUGAAGACAGAAUCAUUGGUGUUAUGAUUGAGUCUAACAUUAACGAAGGUAAGCAAGCCAUUCCUCCAGAAGGUCCAGCCGGUUUGAAAUACGGUGUUUCUAUCACUGACGGUUGUAUAGGCUGGGAAACUACUGACCAAGUAUUGCGCAAGCUUGCUGCUGCUGUUAGACAAAGAAGAGAGGUCAGAAAGGCUUCCGCCUAA